GAAAACGACGAGCUACUGUCCCAGAUCAGCUAGACCAGAGGUCAGGGAUCAGAGAUCAGAGAUUGAAUCGCAUAAACUGGCAUCUCCCUCGCAGCUCGCAGAUCGACUAUCGCCACAUCGUGCAGCUUCGCCAGCCUGAUCCAAAGACUUGUCCUCGCGGAUUCGACGAAAUUGGCCUAGGUCCAAAGCCAUGUCUACUGUCCUGAGCGUCUCUUCGCCGGCGAUCGAUGAGGAGACUCAGAACGCUGGGGAGACGGUCUUCCGGAACCUUCUGAGGGAGAUUUUGCCUUUCCUCGAGGAACCUUCGGACCGUUUAAACUGUGCUCUCACAUGCCAAUACGGCUUCGCUUUGGCAGUCCCCGAGUUAUAUAAGAGCUCUACCAGCAGGACAAUUGAACGCGUGUGGGCUUCAGGCUGCGAUCUAGGUCGUUUCGUGAUAACGAUCUACUACCUGUUGUCCUCGGGCAUACGAAACGCGAAGUCGGGAUACUUUUGGAUAAGUGAAAGGGUCCGUGAAAACGGGCUGACUCUGGAGGUACAAACGGAGAAAGCAUGGACAGUAAAUGCGCCGUUGACGAUCAGAAAGGAUCGAGAUCCUCAUUCGUUGGACUUCGUAGAGCUCAACACCGGUGGCUCGCCCGUCGAAAACCAAUCGGCGAUCAUGAGGGACAUACUCGAAUGCAACGUCGCCCUACCUCUAUCAUCACCUUGGAAGAUUCUCCGUGCGGCGUUCUUACCUGGUCUCGAGAUGACACUACACGACCUGGAACGUCUCUUGGAGCAAUGCCCCAAUCUGGAGAGAUUAUCAUGCAGACUAAAUUGUCCUUCGAACAAUAUCGCUGGUUACAUGACCCAUUUGGAAAGUCUCUUCCAAGAAAGGGCGAUCGAUCUGAAUAGUGAGACGGCAGGAGCCGGUCUACUGGUCUUUGCUCGGCACCUAGCCGUCUGUCGCGAACUGCACUUGGCCGGGCCAUUGCAUUGGUCAACUUUUCGAGGCAUGGGGUUCGGUGGGAUGAUCACGAAACUGGGACCUGUGAAUGGUUGCAGCGUCUCUCAUACCUAUCUAGCCCCGAAGAUGCAAAUAGGAUGGAUGUACCACCUACAUGAAGUAGCGCAGACCAUCAGAAAUAUCAUCCCGUCCAGCUCGGUCGUCAAGAUCCGAACUCGGAAAGCUUCGGGAUCGACUCGCGACAUAAGCUACGAUGCAAUCUUUGCACAUAUGCUGCAAACGGUUCUGACUUCGCUCGAGCAAGAAGCAGUCGAACGGUAUGCGCUGCUGGCAACUCCUGGAUGGUCGAAAAGGGAAAACAUGGAAGACGAGUCUUUAGAGCGAGACGUAUAGAGGUGAUCUCAAGGUGGAAGACCAUGAAUGAGAAAACCAGCGAUAUUUGAUAUACGGAGAGGUGUGGCAAUUGUUGAGCAAUACUAUCAGCACCCUCAAAUCCUGCUUCAGCACAAAUAUCUUACUACGCAUUCGAUCAAGAACAACGAUCGAUAUAGCUUGUAACACCCAUAUGCCUCUCUGACGUAUCAACUCCUGGUUCGAAGUCCCGAAACGCUCUCGGGAUGAGACGCCACUAGCU
Messenger RNA from Filobasidium floriforme, 1583 nucleotides. RefSeq lists its product as uncharacterized. The record is from RefSeq and is a predicted model, not a curated record. NCBI's taxonomy places the organism in Eukaryota, Fungi, Basidiomycota, Tremellomycetes, Filobasidiales, Filobasidiaceae. Bases 191 to 1342 code for a protein of 383 amino acids. The transcript has 4 exons.